CUGACUAAUGAGUGAAUUUGUCGCUUUCAAACUGGACGCGGGGUGAUUAUAGACUUAGGAAGUGGUGAAAAUGCUCCGAUAGAGUGGGUAUUUGUUGUCUUUACCCUUAUUUGUACAUCGAAGUUUGCACCUAAGUGAGAGCAACAGCACUUUCUUUCAUCUUUGUAAAUGAAAAUGAGUCCAUUCAAGAAGAAUGGUAUAAUGUCAUUCAAGACAUACGGAAAGCAAAAGCAAAAAUCUGAAAAGUGGAUUUUGCCAGAUAGAAGAGCCAUUUUUUCUUCCUCCUCUUCAGAUAUUUCAUAUAGUUUUGAAGAAGACAAGUGUCCUGCCCAUGUAAAAACGAGGAAAAAGGCAAGUACUGCCAAAGUCAUUAAGCCUAAAGAUAAUGGCAAGUUACAAGCAGGAGCAAUUCUGAGAGUGAAAAACAGGGAAAAAGAUUUGGCUGAGGAAGUAAUCCUGCACUCCAGUUCUGGAAAAGAGAACAGAACAUACUCUUCAGGUUUGACAGUUAUUGACAAAAGUGUCGGAAAGAAUGACAACAGUCCAUCAAAACAAGAUUUUCCAGUUGGAGUGGCAGAAAAAAUUGUAAACUUUUCUAAAAGGCCUUUGAGGUCUUGCAGGGUUAAAGAUGCAAGACUACCAAGGAGUGCAAAGCAAAAAGCAUUAGAUCAUAUUAAAAUGUCAUCUGGAUUUGAUGACGUGAAAACUGAUGAAGAAGAGGAUCUUUUAUAUAAACAGAAAACAUUUCCUAGAAGCAAAGAAAUCAAAGAUGUGGAAAAGGUUAUCCAGUCUGAUUCUUCUGUGUUUGUGCCUCCUACACCAUUGCAAAGGUUUGUCACCAGACGCAGGAAAAUAGUAAAACGUAAUAAAACUGCUGCAAAUAAAGGCCCAUGGGACUCGGCAUUCAAACAGAGCAUAUCACAUUUCCUGGGAUCCAGUAUGAAAGAAUCUAUACCAACUUACAUUCAGAAGAAUACAUCUGAUUGUCCAGUCAACCUAAGUUCAGAAAAUUCAGUAGAAGUGUGUAGUUUCCAAAGGGAAGUAAACAAAGAAAUGUUUGAUCUAAACAAGACUAGAUUUAAAAGUCCCAUUGAGAGAGUAUUAACAAAAAGAGCUUUCAAGCGACCAGUGGUGUGUAGUACUCCGUCUGUUGUAUUAAAAUCUGGUCAACAAGUCAAUGAGCCCUCCCUAAGUGACAUUUCAUUUGGCAAUGAUGAGAAUGAAUAUAUGAAAUUCAAUGGAAAUAUGAUUCGUAGACAAAGAAAUAAUUUGAAAAACACUGGGCAUAUUAUGUAUCCUGAAGAGCAAAGCCCAGCUUCUAUUUUAAGAAGUACAAAAUCUACUUUGGAAAUAAUUUCACAAAAUGGACAUUGUAGUUUUUCUAACAUAAGUCAACUUUCCAAAGAUUUAUUUUCAGAUGUUUCUAGUAGUUUUAUAGAGUCCCAAUCUGAAAGAGCACAAUUAGAGGAGAAAACUGAUAAAGGUGAUAACCACCGACCUUUGGGUUCUGAGAAAUAUCUGGAAAGCCACUUGGACUUGGCUUAUAAUUCCAAAUGUAGACUUUCUGCAUCAGAACCUGUUGUGUGUUUUGAAAGAGGUGAUACAUUUAAUUUUAUUGAGAAAAAUGCAUUGCAACCUGUCAUCUUGUUGGAAAAACUUGAUAAAUCCCAACUUACGAUAAACCAAAAAGAAUUGUCCAGCAAGUCACUAAAAACACAACACGAAUUCCAUUCAAGAAGCAGUACUGAACAUUUGUAUUCCGUCAUCGAUGAUUCUGUUGAUGGUCUGCUAAUAUCAAAUGAAAAAUCAAAUGUACAUUUGCCAUUGCCUGCUUCAACAACUGCACAGGAAUUAAAAACACAAUCCACCAUUACUGUUUCUUCACAGGUGGUUAAAACUAAUGAGAAAUUAGGGCUUGAAAUGGAUCAUUUACCUAUAUCACUUCAGCACAAUUCUGACACAACUGAUUUUGUAAAUUCUGGCAAUAAUAUGCAGGAUGUUAAUUUGAUCAAAAGGCGUUGCCUCUCUUUGCAGCCUGUGGUUUUGCUGGAAUAUGCGAGUAUACCACCAUAUCUCAUCAAGCAAAACGUAGGCUGUGAACAGGAGCUGGAAUCCAGGCAAGGCAGAAUGUCUGGUUACAUUGAAAAGCAACAAGACAUUUCUAAAAUAGAUCAGAUGGCAUUAACAAAUAGCAGCAUCAUGGACAAUCUCUCUGGAUUUAAUUCCUUAAUUUCUGAAGAACUGUUUAUAGAUUAUACAGGUGACCUUGUAAAUGGUGAAUCACUGGAGAAAAAUCUAGCAACCAAAUUUAUCAACAGCUCAAGAGGAAAACUGGCUGCAUGUAAACGUCUAACGUCACAGCACCCUAUUUCUGCACUGAAUGCUUCUCAGCAUACAAAUAUGGGUUCUUCCCAAGUAUCAAAUUAUUUGUCUUGCAGUAAGCUAGAAAAAAUAGCUCUUGAAGAUGUACUAAAAGAGGUUACCAAGGAAAAAACUAAAACUGUUCGCAAAGUUUGUGUCAGUGGUUUUAGUGCAAACCGCUGGAGCAAAAAUGAUCGGAAAAAGAAAAGAAAAAAAACAUGGAAAAGCAAUGUUUCUUCAGCAAGCAAUGCCAAUUUUUCUUUGACUGAUUUUGGAUUAAAGAAAUACCAGAAAAAGUCAAAUUCUGAGACCACACUUGGUGACUGUUUUCUGAAUAUCAAGGAUGUUUCACUCAUGGCCACUCCAAAGAGCUUUGGUUUCCAGGCAUUAUUAAGUACACACAGCUGGUCAAGGCUCAAAGCAGCACUUUCUAUACACAAGAAAAAAAUAGCUGUUUUUACUCCAAAGAAAUUGAACCUUUCCUGUCUAGAUACAAGUACAAAUCUUUUAAAGACCAACUUUGAUCUUACCGCAGAAUCUUUGAGCCAUUUCUCUGGAAACAUUUCUUUAUUGAAUUCUCCAAACAGUAUGUGUGACAUCUCUGAUGCAGAAAAAGUCUAUCAUGAAUGCAAGCAAGAAGGCCCUAUAUCAUUUGAAGAGUGCUUAUCAUCAAACAAAUUGAAGCAGUGUAAAAAGAUUGGUGAAGGAGCUUUUGGAGAAGUGUUUUGCACAACCAAUAACAAUGACGAACUUGUUGCUUUAAAGAUCAUUCCUAUUGAGGGAAAGGAUAUUGUGAAUGGAGAGAACCAGAAGAUGUUUGGUGAAAUCCUACAUGAGAUAAUUAUUUCCAAGGAACUAAGCAGCUUGAAAGAAAGAAAACACAAUCGAUCAGAUGGUUUUAUAACUUUACACAGUCUGCAUUGUGUUAAGGGAUCCUAUCCUGAACCCCUGCUUAAGGCUUGGGAUGCAUUUGAUAAAGAGAGACAAUCUGAAAAUGAUCGACCAGAUUUCUUUGGAAAUGACCAGUUGUUUCUGGUACUAGAAUUUGAAUUUGGAGGGAGUGAUCUUGAAAACAUGCAGAAAAAACUGCCUUCACUGAUUACAGCAAAGAGUAUUUUGCAUCAAGUUACUGCAGCCUUAGCUGUGGCUGAACAGGCUUUUUGUUUUGAACACAGAGAUUUACAUUGGGGAAAUAUACUUGUGAAGAAAACCAACAAUGUGAAAGAAGAAUACAUGUUGAAUGGAACUAAACGUAAUUUAACAACUCACGGCUAUCAUGUGAAUUUGAUAGACUACACUCUAUCUAGACUGGAAAUAGAUGGAUUAACAGUUUCCUGUGAUAUUUCAUCUGAUGAAGCACUUUUUAUGGGACAAGGAGACUAUCAGUUUGACAUUUAUAGAAAAAUGAGGAAAGAAAAUAAUAACAGCUGGAGUGAAUACCACCCUCACAGUAACGUCCUGUGGCUGCAUUACUUAACAGACAAAUUGCUUCACUUAAACUACAAAACAAAAGCCCGAACAUCUGCACUAAGAGCUCUGAAAAAAAGUAUCGAGCAGUUCUACCAAGAUGUCCUCAAAUACGAGUCGGCAAUGGAUGUCUUACAGCACAGUAGCCUUUUCCAAGAAAGCCAAUAAAAUGGGCACUCGAUGCGGUGCGGCUUUUUUCCGCUCAUUAAAAAAAUUGGGCCCAUAUUAUGUCGUUCACAAAUUCUGUUUUGUUUGUUACUUUUUACUUUGAUCAUGGAUAUUUUGCAGAUACUUUGCAAAAUAUCAAAUAAAGCAGAUCAUGUAAAAUGACGUGCUGAUACUAACGGGUCUACUGUCCAGUGUAAAUGUCUUGUAUACAGUAAUUAAAUAUUUUUUAGAGUUUUAAUUUGAGGUUUAUUUUUAUUAAAUUAUCCAACCUCCUUAUUUUCAUAAUUGUUUCAUUAAUAAGUCAUUUUCAUAAUCAUAUUUGGUUUAUGUUUUAACUAUUUACAGUACUUCAUGUAUUACCAAC
This is a messenger RNA of Erpetoichthys calabaricus (reedfish), 4360 nucleotides long. It is a transcript of the gene haspin, whose product is annotated as histone H3 associated protein kinase. The transcript has 18 exons. Bases 169 to 3996 code for a protein of 1275 amino acids. Gene Ontology annotation, biological process: protein phosphorylation; mitotic cell cycle; intracellular signal transduction. NCBI's taxonomy places the organism in Eukaryota, Metazoa, Chordata, Cladistia, Polypteriformes, Polypteridae. The record is from RefSeq and is a predicted model, not a curated record. Gene Ontology annotation, molecular function: histone H3T3 kinase activity; ATP binding. Gene Ontology annotation, cellular component: cytoplasm; nucleus.